Molecule: messenger RNA, 879 nt
Organism: Capsella rubella
Lineage: Eukaryota; Viridiplantae; Streptophyta; Magnoliopsida; Brassicales; Brassicaceae
Exons: 7
Coding region: 74-670 (198 amino acids)
Source: RefSeq, a predicted model, not a curated record
UACUAAAAUCUUAUUGAAGGUUUCCAUUUUCUCCGAGUUUUCUUUGUUUGCAAUCUGAAGAAAGAAAAAUCAAAUGAAGAAGUUAGCGAGAAAAUGGCGGAGAACUCGUCGCGAAGAAGAUGAUGAUAAGUUCCUACUUCCUACUUCUGACGACGUCGAUUCUCGGCCUAUCGAUACGCAAGAGCAAGAGGAGUACGUUCGGUCGCUCGAGGAAGCUCAUGCUCAGCAAAGUCGGCAAUGGAGGAGUGUGUUCGUGAUUCUUCUGAUCUGUUAUGGAGCUUUCCUUUUCUACUCCAUUUUCCAGCAGUUCAUUUCUCCAUGGGAAUUGCGGUAUCAUGCCUAUUUCAUGGAAGAUCUCAAGUCAUGGAUGGUCAUUUUAGCUGAGUGGAUCGCUAUUAUGGCUUGCUCCCUCUCCAUUGUCGGUCUACGAGAUAAGAAGAAUGAUCAUAGAAGAUGGUUCUGGUACUCAUGUGUUGUUGGAUCUGCAUUGACCAUCUUUUGGCUUUACUACUUGCUGAGGCUUCCAAAGUUCCGGUGGGAUGCUAUAUGGCUUCCGUUUGGACCUCUUUGUGGAGCUGGAACUUGUCUAUAUGUGGACCAUCUACUAGAGGAAUCAUCUGAAGAAGUGAAAAAACUUAGGAACUAUAUGUAUGCAUACAAAGCAAGGUAAUAAAAUGUCAUCCCAGUAUUCUUCAGAGUAAGUCUGUCAUAGCAAGCCAAGAGUGCAAGUUUUGAGUUUUGACUCUGUCAUCCCCUAAAGAGCAUUCUUCAUUUGUUUGUAAAUAGAAUCAAAACUUUCAAGUUCUGCAUGAACAGCAAUAAGAUCCACUUUGUAUAAAGAAAGACUCAUGAUUAACUCAAACCAGAUUCCAGGUCACA